AUGGCAAAGAAUGAUAAAACAGUAUUCGUCACUGUUGGAUCAACAGGAUUUGAUCAAAUAAUUAGUCUUUUAAUAUCAUCACCAAGUCUACAAACCUUAAAGUCCCUAGGGUAUACAAAAUUAAACAUACAAUAUGGGAAAAGCCGUGAAGCCUAUAAUGAGGCAAUGAAAAUAACUAAUGUUCAAAAUGAAAUACAAGUUAUCGGAUACGAUUAUAAAUCAUCAGUGAAUCAAGAUAUGCUAGAGUCUGAUUUGAUAAUAAGUCAUGCUGGGUCGGGAUCAAUCUUGGAAUCACUCCGAUUAAAUAAACCUUUGAUAGUAGUUAUAAAUGAAAAUUUAAUGAAUAAUCACCAAGCAGAGCUCGCCGUGGAACUUGGAAAUAAAGGAUAUCUUGUCUAUAGUUCAACCAGUAAUUUAUUAGAAAUUUUAAAAUCUAAAACUUACGAGAAAUUGAUUAAUUUUCCGGAAUCUGAUGCAACAAUUUUUGCUAAUAUUUUGAACGAGGAGAUGGGUGUAUGA
This is a messenger RNA of Dentiscutata erythropus, 519 nucleotides long. Lineage: Eukaryota; Fungi; Glomeromycota; Glomeromycetes; Diversisporales; Gigasporaceae. The record is from the annotation of a GenBank genome assembly.